Messenger RNA from Nematostella vectensis (starlet sea anemone), 16302 nucleotides. RefSeq names its product dynein beta chain, flagellar outer arm-like. Gene Ontology annotation, molecular function: dynein intermediate chain binding; ATP binding; minus-end-directed microtubule motor activity. The record is from RefSeq and is a predicted model, not a curated record. Gene Ontology annotation, cellular component: dynein complex. Gene Ontology annotation, biological process: microtubule-based movement. The coding region runs from base 269 to 16138 and encodes 5289 amino acids. NCBI's taxonomy places the organism in Eukaryota, Metazoa, Cnidaria, Anthozoa, Actiniaria, Edwardsiidae. The transcript has 89 exons.
UGGGGGCAUCUGUGUCAAGAGAUACUGACAAGCGUCAUGCAGCUUUGCCUGUGACUCUGAUUCUACAGUUAGCUUGACAUGCCAGCCGGCAUUUGUACACUCUGGUCACGUGACCUCUGAUAGCAACGAAGUCAAACAACAUGGCGGUCGACUGCUUCUUGUUGCUAAAGAAGAGUAAAGAAAUUCGGCCUGGCCAGAUGUAAAAAACCUAAAAAAUCUGUAUGACCUAUAAUUCAUUCAAAGCAGCAUAGAAAAAAAUUCUAUCAUCAUGGAACUGGAUGAGAGGUUGCGAUGGAUAGAGACACGAGUGACAUCAUCACUCAAGCCAAGAGCAGAGGAGCUUAAGUUCUUAUUCACAAAUGAAGCUUGCAGGAUCGCAAUGUUUGAGUUCUGCAAUAAUGAAGAGGUCAAGAAUUUGUACAUAUAUUCAUCUGCCCCUGCAGGAAAAGGACUGAUGGCGUCCCUUAUCCCACCACAAACAAUCAGGGAGAAAGCUACACUGUUUGUUAAGUCUCACUCUGCUGGGAAACUUACUCGUGAUAAUAUUAUGGAUGAAGUGUCAUUUGAAGACUGUUCUAAUAAGCCCUUAAGCCAUCUUGGCAUUCUGACAAGGGAUGUCUAUUUGCCUUUGUUAAGCAUAGAAAUGGGUGGAAGCGUCAGUUCUGAUAAGCUUAUGGACUUGUUGCAUCGACUUGUUGCAAACAUUGAGGUCAUGGAGGGCUCAUUGAAGGAUCAAGUUGUUCUUCCACUGCCAUCAAUUGAGGUUCUUUCUGAGGCUGCAGCAUACAGCAGUCGUAGACCAGUUGUAAUUCAUGUACUUGAGACCACAGUCAUUAGUUGGAUCAAACUGAUUAAGGGAACCCUGAAACUUGAUCCAGACACUGAAGUUGCAAAGAAAUUCGGACUAAAGCCAGGGCCCUUGGAUGAAAUUGAGAUGUGGUCGGAACACCUUGAGAGGAUCAGCAUGAUAAAUGAGCAGCUGUCUUCACAUGUUGCCAUGAACAUCAUCAUGAACCUGGAGGAUGCACACAGCACUUAUGCCCAGUCUUUCCUGCUGGUCAAACGUGAUAUUGCAAAGGCGGAGCAGGAAGCCAAUGAUAACUUGCAAUUCCUCAGCACCCUACUCCCAUGGUUUGAGAAGCUCCACUACACAACAAACUCACGUGAGAUGGUGGCGACAUUUGCCCCAUUGAUGCAUACUCUGUACUUAGUCUGGGCUUACUCCAGAUAUUAUCAUGAGCCAAAGAACUUCCUUCGCAUGUUUACAAUGCUAUCAAAUGAAGUUGUUGCAAGAGCUAGACAUCUUGUUGGUGAGAAUGUUCUUGACAACUUGCUGGAGUCGUACGCAAGUCUGAAGGAUGCCCUUCGCGUGUGUGCUGCAUUUAGAGGCUGUUAUUUAGACAAGAAAGACAAAGCUGACGACUUGAACCAGAGGAAACUAUCUGAACAAACAGGCGCUAAUGUUGACAGUGGUGGUAUGGUAUGGCACUCGAAGCUCUACACAGACAGCCUUACACCCAAAGCAGGCAAGCUCUUUGCACGAGGCAGCACUCUAACGGACAGCAUGAAUGACCUGGAGUCCGACCUCUGGACCGACUCACCCUGGCCCCCACGCAACAACCCGUGCUUCCUGAGCUUGAAUAACUUUAUGGAGAGGUGCAACGAUGUGCUGGAACUAGUGCAGACCACAAGGCAUUUCGAGCUUCUCACGUGCGCCGCUGAGGUGGGCGGGGCCGGCGGUGAUAGCUUGGAUUGUCUUGUGCGCGAGAUUCACACCAAGUUUAACGAGGCUAUUGUCUCCUUUAAACAAAUGGCUCACGAUGUCUUGGAUGCCGAAGAGACGCAGCACUUCGAGCGCGAGUUCUUCGCUUUUCGUUCUGUGACAAGGGACUUGGAAUUCAGCCUGGCAGACGUUUUGCGUCAGAGCUUCAAGCAGUGUUGGGACACACGAGCUAAACUGAGGCUUCUGGAGGUGUUUGAAGGAAUAAGUGGACGGGAGUUGGUCCAGGCAAACUUGAAAGACAUUCUUAGUAGCAUGGUACAUGACUUGACCCAAGAGUUACUCAGUGUGCGCAAGUUCUUCGAGCAGAGAAAGGACGAUCCCCCUUCUCACCCACACCUCCCUCCCGUGGCGAGCAAAGUCCUUUGGCUCCGCGGCCUCAAACUUCACAUACAGCAACCGUUGACCCGUCUGGGCCGCGUCUCGCCCGCCUCCCUCAAGGGGGAUGAUGGGUGGCGACUACGGGACACAUGUACUGAUCUGCUCAAGGACAUCGAGAAAUGCGAGUCGGAGACAUUACGCCAGUGGCAAAAUGACAUCCAAACCGAGCUUCGAGUCAAACUCAAGCAGCCGCUUCUGAUAACGGAGGUAGAGUCGGAGGAGAAACCGCCCAUCCUCCACGUUAACUUCGACCCUGAGCUUCUCCUACUUCUGCGAGAGAUCCACUAUCUAGCGUCCGGGCCAUUCAACGUGCGUCUCCCUGACGCCGUUCGCGUUCUUCUCCGCUCUACGGAUGACGGGCUGCUCCGCUCUACUGCCGCGCGUCUCGACACCAUCGUAUCACGCUACAACACCAUCAUGACGUCCAUGGAGGAGUACGAGAAACCGCUGUUUGAGAGAAAACUGGCCAAGAUUGAUGAGGUCCUUCACCAGGGACUUUAUGAAUACUCGUGGAAAACAUUAGAGUCAGCGGACUUUGUGGAGCAUGCGUCUUACUUGGUGUGUGAUGACGUACACUUCAACCUCGGUACCGUGCAGUCCAAUUACCGCGAGAUCUGCAGCAUUGCGGACUCAUGGUCGACUGGUGGUCAGCUGGACGUAUUUACCCCCAGGGACCCCUCCCUUACUUAUCCCAUGGACAAGUUACAAGGGCAGCACAAUGAGAUUUUCGAGAAUCACAAGCAUACCAUCAUCGUCGGAGGAUUCAGGAUUCAUGCGCUGCUUAAGUCCACGUUUGAGGCAGUCCAGAUAAGUAGAGCGUCACCUGCCUGGCAGAGCUACACCCAGCAUGUGAGUGAUGUGGUCCUGAGAGGUCUCCGUGAAUCAACACUCGCCUCACUACGCUCGAUGCUCAAUCAGAUCGUAACCGCUAACAUAGCUCAGGACAACUCGAGCGUACCCAUCCUGACCAUACGACUAGAGCUGAUAGGACCCCAAGUACUGUUUAACCCGACGCUGGACGAAAACACCGCCUCACUCAGCGUACAGGAAGCUGUCCAGAACUGGCUCAAAGAUUUCCUGGGCCGGGGUGACCAGAUUAAACCCUUGGACGACGGCAGAGAGUCGUAUGCCACAUCGAUCAAAGAAGAUGAGGAGGUGGUCAGACUUGUAAAGCAGAUCACGGAUGUUGUGGAGCAGAACUCUACCGAAUGCAAGGGAUUCCUGGCCACGUUCCGCGAGUACGCGUUUUUAUGGAUGCAGGACGUUCAGCGCACAUUCGAAGAGUUCCUUGCGGGUAACAUCGCCGCGCACCCGCGUAAGAUGAACCGCUCCGAGCUCAUCAGGUCACGUGCCUCCGUCAACUCCGAGAAGUCCAGGAAAGAUAAGGACAAGGACACCAGAAGCUCUAGCAGGACAUCAGCUGCAGCUUCCACCCUCAGUACCAGCGGCGCCAUGGGUCUGUCUGAAAAGACCUUCCUCAACCCUAAGAAAAUGACGGCGUCAAGGGAGGCGCGGCAGGAAAGUGGUCCCUCACUUGACGACUUCGACCGGGAGAUCGAGAUCUACAUGACGGCACGUGACGAGAUCUACGCACUACAGGACUGGUGUGACGUUGGGUGGAUGCGUGUCAACAUGGCGCCCAUUAAGCAAGUGCUGGGAACGUACUCCAGCAAAUGGAUGUUCGUCUACACAAAGUACCUGUCUGAUCAGGUAUCCUCGACCCUUAAUGACUUGGACUCGUUCCUGAAGCGGAUUGAGCCAGGAAUUGAGGCGAUAACAGGCAACGAGCGUGACAUUGCUUCCUUUAUGAGACUCAUGAGAGUUUUCAACGAGGUGAGCACCCAGCAAGCCGAGAUGGACAGCAAGUUCAUCGCCAUGAAGCGCACCAUUGCCUUGUUAGAGAAAUACGGGCAGAAACUGCCAGAGAUGACACAGAAAUUCUACGCCGCAGCUCCACAAAGGUGGAAUAACCUAAAGAUGAAGGUCAACCAAGCAAAGCAGCGGCUUGGGCCUCGCAUUCAGGCCGAGGCUAGGAGUGUAACACAGGAGCUGAAGGCAUUUGGGGGUCGCUGCGAAGCCCUGUCCCGAGAGUUCGCUGCCUCAGAAGCUUUCAGUCGCAAGUGUGCGAUCUACAGCGCAUUCACCCUAAUGGAUGCGUUCGGCAAGAAACUCGCGACGAUGGAGGGCGAGGCGCAGGAUCUCAUCGAGCUUCAGGAGUUGUUUGAGAAAGUUGUGGUCAACUUUUCCGUCUUGCCACAGUUGCGUUCAGACCUGGAAUGCUUGCGACAGGUUUGGACAACCUAUCGCACUGUACAGGAACAGCAUACCGAGUGGAAACGCGGCCGAUGGCAGCGGAUAAACACACGGCUCAUGCGCAAAGCAACUGAUGCUCAGCUAGAGGUGGUUCAGGCGCUUCCGAGUGACUCCUGGGACUGGGAUGUGUACCUUGGCAUGCACGACUCAAUACUGAACAUCCAGGCGUGCCUGCCGAUCAUAGACGACUUGAGCAAGUCCGCCAUGCGUCAGCGUCACUGGAAACAGCUACUGCGUCUUGCUGGUGGAGCUUUACAGAUCAGUAACGAGGGCCUGACACGGAUGACCUUGGGGCAGCUGCUGGAUCUUGGUUUGCACAACCACGCCGAAGAGGUUCGUGCUAUCAUCCAGAGGGCCACAAAAGACGUGGCUAUCGAGAGUUCACUCAAGACUUAUGAGGAAGUCUGGCUGAGCAAGAUAUUCGAGAUGAGGCCGCAUACGAGAUACAAGGGACCAGCAUCCUCUGCUGCUGCCGUCACGCAAGACAACACUGGCAGCGAGUUUGGCAAGGACUCUGAGUUCGAGUUACACGCGGGACCUCGCGGGAUGUCGAGUCGCGUGUCGGUCACGAGUCAUGGAAGCGGUGGAUUCAGCGUCAAAGACAGUAAAACGCGCAAGACCUCCAUCGCUUCUGCUACGUUCUCACAGUCCCUUCUUAACCUGACCCAGGAUACUGGACCAGUGUGCCUGCUCAAUAAAUGCGAGCCAAUCUUCGAGGAGCUGGAAGAACACCAGGUGUCUCUACAGAGCAUGCUCACAGGGAGUGCCGCUGGCUCGUUCACUGAUGACAUCAUGAAGUGGCAGAAGCGUUUACAGACAAUUGAAGCCGUUCUGUCCGUGUGGCUGGACGUGCAGGAGAAAUGGGUUGAGCUUGAAGACGUCUACUCAAGCCUGGAGUUCCGUAUUUCAAUGCCACACGAGACCAACCUAUUCUCGGCCGUCAACAGAGAUUUCCGAGUUCUCAUGAAGGCCACUGAAAAAAAUCCUAACGUGCUUCAGGCGUGCUCUAGAACAAAUAUCCAAACGAAGCUCGAAAAGCUGAACAUGAACUUGCAGCAGUGCUGGAAGUCCCUGCUGACCCAUCUGGAGCGCCGCAGGCUCAAAUUCCCACGCUUUUAUUUUCUGUCUCUUGAAGACGUCUUACACGUGGUGUGCAACGGUUACGACCCUGGCCUUGUGAACCCAUACCUGUGUAAAGUGGUGGAGAACCUCGGUUGCCUUGACUACGAAGAGUUUGAGUCCGAGGGACAGACCUACUUCCAAGUGACAGGUGUCAUCAGUAACCAUGGUGAACGGCUACAGCUCAAGCAGACUGUACUAUGUGACGGGCCAAUUGACGGCUGGCUGGCGACGCUGCUAACCACACUUCGACAGACCAUUCAGGAGCAGCUCGGUGCCGUACUCACCUCUACCCCCACUGUGCAAGACAGUCGACCCCAAGACCAGCCUCCCGGAUCAGCCAGUAGUUACGGUCGCAUCGAGAAGUCGUUCACCCUGGAUAACUGUACCGAGGUUGUUCUACUGGCCACACAAGUGGAGCUUCGUGACAAGAUAGAUAAAGCUUUGAAGAAGGUGCUAGGCGGGGAUAAAUCGGCGGCGGAGGGAGUCUACAACAAGCUUUCUAAGAUACUCCAGUCUGUUGCUGUUAUGCUCAAGGGAGCUGAGAAGGGUCAAGGCCCAAAGACAAGAGGUGAGCUAGACGGAGAAUCAACCGAACCGCUGGACGAAAUAUCCCAGAAACGAGCCCUUAGCCGCAACACUAGCGCCACCCACCGCACCCUCAGCGCUGCGUCACGUGACCUCGACAAACGAUCCGACAUCUCACUCUCCUCUGCUAAGCCUGAAAAACAGGAGCAAGAAUCAGCGACUGUGGAACAACCGGAAUCUGAAUCCAGCACUAUGGUUCUAUACCCUCACCAGAUUCAGAAAAUCAGCAACUUGAUUGCGUUACUGUCACAAAAGCGCGAGCUUUUGCGUGACCUUAUGCAGAGAAUAGGCAAUGGUGAGCAGAUAAAAACGACCGCUGACUGGUUUGAAUGGCGAACGCACGCGAGAUAUCGCUGGGACGAGCAAGAGAAGACUUGUAAAGUUGACAUUUUGGACAUGCCGUUUGAGUAUGGGUUCGAGUACCAAGGCACGUGCACAAGACUCGCUCUCAGUCCCCUCACGGAUAGAUGCAUUAUGGGUUUGACCCAAGCCCUCACCUCCAAAAUGGUUGGAGUGAGCAGUGGAACGUCGGAUUGUGGUAAAACCGAGAUUGUAUGUGAGCUGGCAAAGAUCCUAGGUAAUCCGCUGUACUCAUUCAACUCCUCACACGGGCUCAACCGCACGAUGCUGGUGGACAUCUUUCGCGGGCUUGCCAGCUCGGGGGCCUGGGUCUGCUUUAAUGACAUCACCUCUAUCACAGCCCCUGUGCUCUCGAUUGUCACGCAACUACUCCAGGUUGUUGUGGAUGGACUCCGUGGAAACAAGGCGUCUAUUGUGAUAGAAGGCGAUGAAGUCACCCUAUCCCCUCAAGCCGCUUGCUUUGCCACCCUUACCAACUCCACCUACACCCAACUAACCAACUACCUUCCAAGCGUCGGGUACUUCCCCUCCUUUCCGAGCUCCUUCUCGCACCUUCCCAAGGACCUCCUCGCUCUCUUUCGCCCUGUCGCUGUGACAGGACCCGACUGGGCCAUCAUUCUGGAGGUGUGGCUCCUCAGUCAAGGCUUCAUCAAUGGGACCUCCAUAGCUAAUAAGAUAACGACCCUGAAGGACCUCUGCCAGAAGAUGAUCCCGUCCACCUCCAAGGCCCUCCCGAUGAACCUCUCCUCAUGUGUCCAGAGGGUGAGUAGCUGGGGCCUAGUAAGCGUCAAGAGAAUGGUGGAGAACGCGCGUGCACAGUUGUUCAGAUGCGAGGAAGAAGCCGCUGGGAGCAAAAAGGCGGAUGUACUGGUGGUGCGAGGAGAGGGAGAUGGAGCAUCUCGUGUGGAAGCUGAUGGAGCUGUCAUCGCGCAAGCUAAUGCUGGUGAUGGAUCGGAGCAUGAGGAGGACCCUGAGCAGGAGACACUAAAACUUGAACAAACAGCCAUUGUCCUUGCCCUGCGUGACACCUUCAUGCCCGGCCUGUCCGGCGACGAUGCCAUCAUGUUCGCCACCCUUCUGACCGACCUCUUCCCGGGUGUGCAAGUCCCCAUGAUCUUUGACAGCUACGGGGUGGUGAAUGGCAAGAUGGCCCUUAAUGACCCUGUCUGUAACCUGGACGAGAUUCCUGUCAUGUCGCCAAGCCGCCAGCAGACACCCGCCGACAAAUCUGAUGCGAUAGAUAAUAUCACCGACGCUAUCCAAGUAGCAACUGGAAAACUCGGCCUGCAGCCGGGAGUAUCGUUCCAAUCUCGUGUGGUGCAGCUUGCGGAGUUGGUCUCCGCGCACAAAGUGGUCUGUGUGACGGGUCCGAGUGGAUGCGGUAAGUCGGAGUGCAUCAAGACCCUGGCCGCCGCCCACCGUGAGAUGGGCCACCAAGUCAAGACGGAUACUGUCUGUACGGGCGCCAUGGAAAGCGAGGAGCUGCUGGGCUACACAGACCCUGUCACAAGGGAGUGGAAGGACGGCUUGGUCGCUGUUCUUCUGCGUCGUCAGUGCCGCGUGCUUUGCCUACAGGAGAUGGGGCAUAACACGGCCGCCGGCAAGACACUCAUGAAGUGGCUUCAUCUGGACGGAACGAUUGAUUCGCGACAAAUGGAGAUAUUCGGUUCUGUCAUUCAAAAUAGCGGCACGCUGGUUCUUGGAAAUAACGAGAGGAUCAAAGUCCCGGAAGCGCUUUUGAUUCUAUGGGAGCUUGAGUCCCUGGAGAACCUAUCCCCAGCAGUCAUGUCCUCUGUGGGCAUGCUCGCACUAAAUAGCUCAGAUGUCAGCUGGCCAUUACUGGUGGAGCGCUGGCUCACGCACCGCCCCGAGCGCGAGGUCGGGGUUCUGAGGGAUUUGUGUGAUCGCUAUAUCGGCCCGACCCUCGAGUACCUUGCAUCCAAGACCUCGGUCCCGCCCCAGACGGGUGCGCCCGUGGGACAUAACAAACCAUCGCAACUGAGACACGUGGUGUCAGUGACGGAGAUGGGGAUGGUCAACACGUUGCUUACUAUAGUUGAGGCGAUCAUAGCUAACUACCAAGACCUGAUUCCUAGCGAAUUUGAGAACUAUUUCUGCUACGCGGCAAUGUGGGCGUUUGGCGGGACGCUGGAGGAUAGCCACCGGUCUUAUUUCAGCCAGUGGUGGAGAGAUCAGUGGUGUGCCUUUGUUAACCUCCCAGGGGACGAAAUGGUGUGGAACUACUAUGUGAAUCCGGAGACGCACGAGUUUAUCAGCUGGCGAGGUGCAGUGCCGCCCUAUGCCCAGACGGCUGCCGAGGGUAUCCCUAAUGAGGCCUAUGUACACACGAUUCACAAUGAGCGCAUCUCCCAUCUGGUUGGCCUUCUCGCUGAUGCCGGCAAGCCUGUCCUCCUGAUCGGGGAAGAAGGAGGCGGCAAGACCUCCACCCUAAGGCACCGACUGCGCCAACAUGGCGGCGAUAUCGGCGAAGUCCUCAGCCUUACUGUAUACUGCAACAAGUUCACGACAGGUCGUAGCCUGUGGCGAGAGAUGGCCAAAAACCUGGAGUGGAAACACGCACAUACAUUUGUACCCAAGGGUAACAAGCGACUCACAUGCCUUGUGGAUGACCUGAACCUUAGCAAGUCAAACGAAUGGAGCACUCAGUCGGCCUGUGAGCUUGUCCGCCAGCAUAUAGACCACGGUGGAGUGUUUGACCCAGAGACACACGAGUGGAGAGAAGUUCGUGACGUGUCUUACCUCUCUUCGUACAAUCCUUAUACUUCACCAACCACAGCCAAGCUGGGCAGCCGACUCCUGCGACACUUUGCACUCCUCAGUGUGUCCUUCCCGAGUAUCAGCGAGUUGCAUUACAUUUACACUCAGCAACUCGAAAAGCACUUCCUUCUGAACGCUCACCCGCCCCAGCCUACUGCCGCAGACAGCUCCUCGCAGGGGACUGGGGAGAACCACAUAGAGAGCACAGGGAUUGGGCACCAGGACCGCGUUUUGAGGGAGCUAUUAAGCGCCAUGACAUAUGUGACCCUCGAGCUUCAGGACAGCAUGCGUACUAUGUACCUUGCCACGGCUCAGAGAUGUCACUACCUGUUCACAAUGACGGACCUUACUAUGAUAUUCAGGAAUGUUUGUCUUACUCUUCGCCCUGGCUGUUCCCAUCGUGAUUUGCUGUUGCUUUGGAAACACGAGUGCGAUUGGGUAUACGGCCGACGCUUGAUUGACGCCGUGGAUAAGGAAAGGUUCCAGCAGGCCUUCCUCACUGCGGCCAAAAAACGAUUUACACAUGAGGACCAGCUGUCCGUGAUUACGGGUGCCACGCCAUUCUUCACCAAUCUAAUCGAUCUGGAGGACUCCGCUGGAGAAGUGAUGGGGACUGGGGCUAGCGAAGUCAACGAAGAUGACGUGCAUCUUGCCUAUCGUCACGUGACAGACAUGGCCAAGGUUCGUGCUGUCCUGGAGCACGGCAUUGAGGAGUACAACAAGGACUUCCCGAGGCUCAAGAUCACGCUUCACGAAGACGUCAUGGAGGUCAUCUGCCGGCUCGUACGCAUCAUCCAAUGCCCUCACGAGUGCGGCCACGCCUUGAUAGUGUCCGAGGGAUCACCCGGACAGGCUACCAAGCUGGCCCAACUUUCUGCACACCUGUGUGACUACUCAGUGUUCCGCAUCAACCCGUCGUCUAUCUCUAACCAUGCUAAGUAUACUCUGGAGAGCUUCAAGGCUGAUUUAGUGCAGGCUUACACAAGGGCCGGAGUGAAGGGUGAACGCUUGCUACUGCUUUUGCCCGAGUCUGACAUGAUUGAGGAAGACUUUUUCGUGUACGUCAGCGAGUUCCUCGUUUCCUGCUCCAUCUCACACCUCUUCACCGAGGAGGAGCAAACGUCGGUUAUCAACGCAGUCCGUACGGAGGUCACACAGGCUGGACUAACCUACACCAGGGACGUGGCCUGGGACUUCUUCCUUAAGACCGUCAGGGAGAAUCUCCGUGUCGUCAUGACAAGCACGUCACUUGACGACGCGUUCCAGAAGCGCUGCCGUUCCCUUCCAGCGCUCACCAAUACUGUAUCCAUCAUAUUGCUAAAACACUGGUCGAAAGAGGAGCUAGUGACACACGCUAGUUACCACCUUAAAGAAGUGAACAUUCUUGACGCGGUGGAGAAAGAGAAUCUUGCCCACCUGAUGGCGUCUAUGCACCUUGCAUUACGUCAUCAAGACGGCGCAGACAAGGAGUCUGGUACCCAUGGCCACCUCACUAACACCACCUUCGAGAUUUUCGUGGAAAAGUUCAUCAAUCUUGUGAAGAAGCGUCAAGAUUUUCUUGUGCGUGAGCACGAACAAGUGGAGGCCGCACUGAAGACGAUCGAGCGCGGCUCCAUGCUUGCUGAGCAGCUCAAGAAACAGCUCAAGCACGAGAAAAGGGUGCUGGAACAGAAAAAGGAGGGGAACCGUCAACUACUUAUGCAGAUAGGACAGGAUCGCGCUAUCGCCGAGGAGCAAGUGCGACUUGUCAAGCGACAACAAGAGCGAAUCCACAAGCUGAAAAAGGCGCUGCCUGAGUACCAGAUAGCGCACGAGCGUGCAGUUUUCAAGGCUGCUGCGGUAGUGACGGAUACGAAAAAGGUGCUUCGAUACCUUGAUGCACAAGGGCUUACGGAGCUCCGCGCCAUGCAAAAGCCGGAUAGCGAGAUCGAAGACCUGUUAGCUGCCAUUAUCAUUAUAGUGAAGUCGCCCACAUCAGACCUCACGUGGAACAAAGGUGCCAAAAGACUUAUGGCAAAUCUUGACCGGUUCCGCGAGGAGUUGUCGCUGUUUGACGAGAUUGAACUCCCGCCAAGCACGCUAGAGGUGGUGGAGCCAUACCUCAAGAAGCCACACUUUACCGGCGACUACCUUGAGCGCAAGACCAGCAAUUCUGCCGUCGGCUCACUAGUGCUUUGGGUCCGUGGUGUCGUCAGAUACCAUCGCAUGAUGCAAUCCAAAGUAAAGCCCCUGCAUGCCAAGGUAGCGGAGACCUCCUCAGCGGAGGAGUCUGCCGUCAGCAAGAUGACCGCUAUGGACGACAAGCUAAAGGGGCUUGAAGAUCGCCUCAAGUCCCUAUCGCAAGCUUAUGAGGAUGCGUCCAUCGACAAGUGUCGGCAGUUCGAGUUGACGCAGACACUAGAUGCGCAGCUUACUCAGGCUGCUUACUUUGAGAAGGUGCUUGCGUCUGGUCGUCAGAAGUGGCUAUACAUCCUGCAGUCCAUUAGGAACCGCCUUAACGCCAUAGCUGGAGGUGUGGCUGUCGCAGCCGCAUUUUCGUCGUACUUAGGUCCUUAUAACUUCAGCUUCCGCCGAGAUAUGAUGACGGUGCACUGGCCUGCCUGCCUUGAAGAGCGAGGGGUCCCCUUGGUUCUUGACGCCUCCGCGCCCUACCCCGAUGCGAGACUCUUCAAAACAGACGGCCUCUCAAAAACCGACAGUGACCUUGACAAGCAAGUAACUGGCAACCCCCUUGCUAACAGUGAUGGUGCCCGAGAUCCGGGGGAUGGUGCAAUCGAGGAAGAAAAGACUAGGGAGAGGGGUGAUGGUGCGGCAUCUGCAGGUGCACAGACCCCUUUGAGUCAGUCUCGCGCUGAUGAGAAUUCGAAUUGUCAAACCUCUUCCGAGGAAGCGAAGUCUGUUGCCAGUAUAGAGCAACAAAGUCAUGAAGUCAUGGACAAAACCCUAGUCGAGUACGACGCCUUCUCAUUGGCUAUCUCCAAGCUGUUGCUAGGGGAUGGUCCCGUGCGUAAACUGCUGACCAAAGGAAUGGGACUGCGUAAGAUCGAGAACCUCGUACUGGCCAAGUCGUCAUGGCAACGCGUCCCACUGCUAAUUGACCCAAAUAACAAGAGCCUGGAGCAGAUCAGGCUUCUGGAAGAAGGCAGUAAUAUCCUGGAAUUAGACCUUGGCGAGAGUGACCCAUCCACCGUGGUGAAGAUCGAGAAGGCGAUCACCAAUGGAACGGUCCUGGUGCUUUACAACAUCGAUACGCGCAUAGACUCACUCUUUAUGCCGCUGAUCCACCAUAUCAACACCGCUGUCUCAGAUACGCACACAGAAGACGCACAAGUGGUCAAAUUCGGUAACCGUCGCGUGACAUGUCAUCCUGACUUCCGGUUGUAUUUGGUGUCACGCUCUUCGGACCCAGUCUUCUCAACCGAGGUGGCAUCUAUAACCACGUUGAUCAAUUUUGAGUUGUGUGACUUUGGCAUGGAAGAGGAGCUGGUACUGGAAGCCUUCGCACGGGUUCGCCCUGAGCUGUACGUGGAAGGGCGCAAAAGCCUUCUCGCCGUUGUCGAGUUGCUCAAACUCCUGGAAGAUGUGGAUAGCAAACUGAUGACACGCAUCAUGACCAAGGAAGGAACCGAUAUCUGGGAUGAAACUGAGCUCAUUGCUGAUCUUGUGCAGUGUCGAGCAGAGAUCACUCGUCGACUUCUCAAGGCCAUGGGAAACCUCGAACACCUGUCCCAACUGCGCCGCCAAUUCCGUGGUCUUGCUAAGCGGGGCGUGGUUCUUUUCAGCCUUAUGAAGGGGCUAUCCCGCGUGCAGCACGAGUACCGCUUCUCUCUCGGCUAUUUUGUGGGUAUCUUCAAGAGGGCUGUCGGCAAAGAUUUUACGCCGCCUCAGGGGGAGAGGCUAGAGUAUGAAGACGAGACCUCUGGAGGACAUGCUGGGGGAGAGCCGAAACCGAGCACAUCUGUGAUGAUCAAAGUUGUAGACGAGGAGGGUGUUAUUACCACACCCGUGCAAGCCGAUAAGAGUACAGCUGUUCCAAGGACCAGUGGGCAGGGCAAAAUGCGCAAAAAGAUCUCUGUGAUCCUCCCUCCAGAGAUUCAGUUGCCGUCCCCAGGGGUAGACUACACAGGACUGUCUGGGGAGGAGUCCAUUGAGAUACAGAAUGCGCUCACUAAGGCGUUCUACAUUAGAGUCAGUAGGAGUAUCUAUGACCGACACAGACUGCUCUUCGGUUCACUAGUGUAUCUAGUUUCACGGAUGCUAGGCGAGGAUCACACAGAUUUCACUACCCAGGAGAUAGAGAUUCUCUUAGACAAGGCUCCUGCUAGUGGCGUGUCGCUGUCCGACUGGGACCCAACCCUCGUUCCCCCUAGCUGGGUACCCUAUCCCGUUUGGCAAUCAAUCCUUGCGAUGUCCACCCUUAAUGGACCGCUAGACGGCGUGUGCGUCCACAUUGCCGCCAACUCGACUGAGUGGAGAAGCUGGUACGAGUCUGACUCGCCCGAGUCUCUCUCGUGUCCAUUGGACCACAGGGAGGACGCACCACCGACUUCAACCUUACACAAACUGUUAUUAAUACGUUGUUUGAGGCCCGACAGGUUCGAACCAGCAAUGCGUGCGGCAGUCACAGAAUCUUUGGACAGCCUAAUUGAGAGGGAACCUCCUUCCUUUGAGUCCAUGCUUUCCGCCUUCAUCACGUCCAUUCCUGUAUUUAUCUUGAUUCCGGAGCACCAUUCCUUCAGCUCGCCACACUCCGUACGGCCUGUGGAAACUAUACUGCAGCUUGCGCAGUCACAGAAAGUGUCCUGUAGACACAUAGCAGUCGGCCACGGUCAGGAGGAGUUGAUUGACGUCGCCUUGGCAACAGCCAUCCGAACAGACUGCUGGUUGAUUAUUGACAAGCUCCACUUGGCCUCUCGACAGUUGUUAGAUCACUUGUACAAUCGACUCUUGAGGCUCCACCUCCAAGCCGAAUCCGCCCGCUCGCCGUCCCAGUGGCGGAUUUUCCUUGUGUCGGAGCCGUGUCCUCAGAUGCCUGUGUUUCUCCUUCUCUUUUCGCACCAGAUCUCCUGGGACGCGGUGCAUCGGCAACACAAGUACCAAUACCUCUCGGCCGGGGAACUAGACAUCAGGGACACUAUAGCGCAGACCCUACAGAGCGUCCCGCGAUCCUACUGGGAUAAGGCCCGUGACCAGUCCCCCGCCGUGCGCACGGGUCUGUUCAGCCUGUGCGUGAUCCACAGUUUGCUGCUGUUGCGCCAGCAGUGCGGCACGCGUGCACUCAGCGGCCAUUACCCAUUUGAACUGGCUGACCUGUUAAGCGGUUUUGACCUGAUUCUUGGAAAGGCGUUCUCCUCCGAUAGCUCCGGUUCUCUCAAAUUCGACGGAGGGGCUAUUGCACAGUCCGUUUACUUCGGCAAAAUAGUUAACGAGUGGGAUCAGCGUUACGUGAAGACAAUAGCCAAUUUGGUCCUCAAAUCCACCGGGUCCUCAGUCACCCUGGGCCCACUGAGUGUACCCGUGCCCCCGGUUAAUAUGGACCCCAGCGAGUACGGGUCGUGGUUCCAAGAAAAGACUUCUGCGGAGUCCUGGGCCGAGCAAACUACUGCAGCGCUAUCACUUGAUGGUAGCGUCACACGAGAGCGUGGCGAAGCCAGCUCUACUCAAUUCCUCUCCAACUUGCGCUCCCUACUCAUCACCUGCAUGGAGCAGCCGAAAAUCAAGACUCUCGAAAGGACCACACAGACAGCCAGCAACCUAUCAGGUCCCUCUCUCACCCCUCCAGUACCUCAGUGUGUGGUAUCGGGCCCCGCCAGCGGCCCCUCCCUCAGUAGCCUGCGUACCGCCAUGGAUAUGUGCCUGGAUAAGCUACCGACCCUCUUGCAGUUUGAGGUUGAGCCGCCACCGUCGCUGCAGACGCUUAUGCCUCGGGUUCUGUCCCAGCUGAGGGCGUUGUCUGUGUACAGCGAGACUAGCAGCGUGGCGACCUCCGAGGAUAAGCUCACCGAGAGUCUUGGAUACGUCCUCAAGAAGGAGUGUGAGUGGUUCAACUGCCAGCUGUACCACGUGCGUCACGACCUGCAGACGCUGGAGCAGUGUGUGCUCGCGGGCUCAGCAGCCAUUCCACGUGCACUUGAUGACGUGGUCUGGGCGCUGAAACGAGGCCAAGUGCCGUCUUCGUGGCAACACCCCAACGAACAGCCCUCGCCACAUUCCCUCUCGUCCUGGCUAGAAGCCUUCCAUAAGCGUCACAAACAGUUAAGCGGCUGGAUUUUAGAAGGCGUGGUGCCUAAGGUCUCCGAUGAGCCGGCCCUGGGGCGAGCACGGCUAAAAACAAUCUGGCUUGGAGGCCUGGCGAACCCUGGAGCGAUAGUGACGUCACUAAGGCAUGAGAAGGCCGCCAUGUCUGGUGUUGACUAUGACGAGGUCUCGCUGCGAUGUUUCAUUUCCAAAAAGUAUGGGUCACGUGACAGCGAGGGCGAGGAGGAUGACGGGAUCGUUGUAUCGGGACUGUACCUCGAGGGCGCAGAUUAUGACGCCGACAGCGAGCACCUGCUUCUACAGCCAAAGGGUGCUAUCAUCCCACUACCAGACAUGCAUCUCAGGGCAGUGAUCGACUCCGAGGGGAACUCCGGGUCCCAGGAAGAUAAGGAUGCGUGGUAUGAAUGCCCAGUCUACAUCAACCGGGCCCGGCAGUCCUGUACUUUUUCUCUACCACUCAAAUCCGACACGGACCCCGAAAACCUGACUGUUGCUGGGGUAGCUGUGGUUUUAGAUCCAGGCGACAUUGUAGGAACCUGGAAAUUAGUUCCAAGGUCAUAACUGAGCAAUAGAGAAUGUUUGUAUAUUUUUACGCGAGUUUAUAGAUUUUGUAAGUUAUGACUUUUUACUUCGUGUAUGGUAUAAAUGAAUUGAAUUGGCAUUUGCCGACUUGUACAGACAUGUUAGACGAACAUUUAAUACAAAAUAAAGCAAAGUGUGAUAUA